GAAGACAAUUUUUUUUUUUUUUUUCUGGUACGAUUAUUUAUUGAUCAAAAUCGUAAAUGUCCAUGAGAGUUUACUCAAUAAACAACCAAAUUGCGUGUGUUCUCCCUUUCCGCGCACAAUAACCAUGUUGCGAUCACGAAUCGCGUCUUUUCUGAGACACGACACUCGUCUUCGUACCUUCGUCUACGCACUUACCAAUAACCUUUACACAUCGCCGCAAAUUUCUGCCGGGAAAAAUAAAUCAAAACGAAAUAAAAAUUCUCAAGUUAUUCCCGUAGCUGUAAUCCUGUGCGGAUGUGGCCGACUCGACGGUACUGAAAUUUCGGAAGCCAUUUCGGCGGCCAUAAACUUGCGCCAGAACAAUAUGAAGCCGGAAUUUUACGCGCCGGACAUUGAAUACCCUUCCGUUGAUCAUCUCGCCAAAAAACCGGAUGCCACCUGUCCGAAGAGAAAUGCUCUCGUUGAAGGCGCCAGAUUAGCGAGAACGUGCUGCAAACCUUUGUGCGAAUGCGAAGCUUGUACACACGGCGGUCUUCUCAUACCAGGAGGAUUUGGCGCCGCGCGCACUUUGAGCAAUUUUAUUGAGAAAGGUGCUCAGUGCACCGUUCUGCCCGAUUUACAGCACCUUAUCGAGGACUUUUACUGCGAGAAAAAACCAAUCGGUUCGAUGUGCAUUGCCAGCGCAAUUGUUGCCAGGGUGUUGAAAGGCGUGACGGUUACGCUUGGCAAAGAUUCACCUAAGGAACGGUGGCCACACGGCCAAUUCAUGAAAAGGAUCAAGGAAAUGGGUGCUAAGCUAGAAAUGAAAGAUGUUACCGAAAUAGCGGUGGACAAAGAUUACAAAGUUAUUAGCACGCCAGCCUGGUUAUGCGAACAAGCUACUUACGCGGAAGUUCACGAAGGUAUUGGCAACCUUGUCAAGAUGUUGAAGAAAUGUAUGAAUCACUGAUACGUCGGCUACUGUCUCUGGAAAUUAUUGAAAUGAACAACGCUCUUUGUUGUUGCCAUUUUUCACGUUUGUACUUUUUUUAUAUUUAUCUAUUUACGUGCUUUCGACAGACAAAGUCUGUUAUUUUUUUUUUUUUUGCACCAACUUGUGUAAUUAAAGUGCUUUCGCAAUUUUAUAUUGCACGUACUGUAUAUGCGCGCGAUUUUUUGUUUUAAAA
Pseudomyrmex gracilis is the source of this 1166-nucleotide messenger RNA. RefSeq names its product ES1 protein homolog, mitochondrial-like. The coding region runs from base 125 to 949 and encodes 274 amino acids. The record is from RefSeq and is a predicted model, not a curated record. NCBI's taxonomy places the organism in Eukaryota, Metazoa, Arthropoda, Insecta, Hymenoptera, Formicidae. The transcript is spliced from 4 exons.